AUGAAUAUCUUCAUCAACUCUGCUGACAAUGUCGCAGCUCCUCGUCCGUGGUCGUCGCAGGUGCCUGACGACAACUUGAGCGACUUUGGAGGCGAUUCCGACUCGACUGUGCGUCAUCGAUUAGAGCAACAUCACAACUCUUCCAGUACACCUUCUGCUCACUCGUUGUCGCCGCAGCCCACUUUGACUCGCCGCAACAUUCCGCCGCCUUCGCCUCUGACAUCUUCCCCCGAUCUCUACGGUCCUGACCGGAGCCACAUCUUCACGCGCCUUCUCUCACGUCGUGCGACCCAGCCGGAGAGAACAUCGCCGGGAGUAAGAUUUGACCAGACACAGCUGCCCAUGUUUGCCGCCGUGGGAGGGCCAGUGCCUAUGUCUGGGCUCAAGGACGAACUGGCCCUCGCUGCUGGUAAAGUGACGCCUGGUGUGGAUGACGCGCCGUACAUUCAGUACGCCUUGUCGGCUUUGACCCGGGAUCGCAGCUAUGACGCCAAAACACAGCCUCACUAUUCACCACGGACUGCAUCAGAGUAUUUUACUCAUCUUCGACGCACCAACACCGUUGGCGAAGUUUCAUCUCGCCGCUUGCCCGCCGUUUCUGUUCCAGAGCCAGCUUACACGCAGCACGAUGCUCCUGUGCGACCAACUUCUGCACGCUUGGGGGCUCACUCGCCCUUUCCAGCUCCAAUUCAUGCUCCAGUACCUGGAGCGCGCGAUUCUCCCGCUUUGUCUAUCCCUAUCGGAGACGCCUGGGACAUCAAGGACCCCUCAAGCGCACACUGGGUUGCCGUCACCGAGAAUAUGCGGCAAAGCCUCGACCCUCAUGGACGAACUUACCCACCCCUAACUUACAAGCCGUCGAUCCUGCGGCCAUUUUCGAUGAUGAUCUUAAUGGCCUUGUGCUUGGGCAUGACGGCAGUAUUGAUAUUUUGUGUACAAUACUCUACUCACCACCAUGGGCUGACGCCGUACCCUGGAAGUAUAUAUACGGCGCAGUUUUUUCUCUUUCGAAUCCUCCCUCAGCUUCUUGGAGCUGUUAUUCUCAUUUACGCCCAGAGCAUUGUCAAUACCUCUAUGCGUAUUCUCCCGUUCGCGUCGCUCGCCAGCGAGGAUCCGCAGCAACGAUACUUGGCGCUGUUCACUAAUCUGUACCCCAAGUCGUUGCUUUACCCCCAGCUUGUCGGACCUUGGCAAAUCAUGUUGUUUGACUUGGCAACGUGGCUCGCGCUGUUUAGCGUACCGCUGCUGAGCGCAUCUUUUACUUGCAUUCACAAGAGUAUUGGUUGGGUUUGGGCUCCAGUGCCUGUCGUGGUCUGGAUACUCGUCGCGCUCUACGCUCUCAUGAUUUUGUCCACUGCAAUCGUCAUGGUAUUCUGGUUUGGCAAGUGGACCGGGCUUUCUUGGGACGUUCGAUCCGUUGGAGAUCUUUUGCCCCUUCUCAACCGCAGCAAUGCCAUUUCCAGCUUUGACCCACACAAUCUGUCUGGCUCACGCCACGACUUCCAGACAGACCUUCGUGAUCGAUGGUUUGACAGACUAGGAUACUGGAGAUCGGGUGACAUGAUCACUGGCGGCGUGUGGUACUCAAUCGGCGCUGUAGGCGCCAGAGGAAACGAUGCCAAAGUGCUCGCAGGGAUACGCCAAGAGAGCGACCCCAAAACAUCCAUGGACUCUGAUUCCACUGCUGCGCCCGGAAACUGGCGUCGUGUACAUGAGCGCUACCUCCCCAUGUGCAUCCAGUCUCUGCCGCUCAUAAUGUACACUGUUCUGUGUACGCUUCUCGUGGUUGCUCUGCUGCUUGUAUCGUUUCUCCCGCAAACGCGAAUCGACAAUGGCUUCCGUCCCCUCUUGGCUGCGAGACCGGGAAACAAUGCCUUUUCCGCGGCCAACUUUUUGUACGCCUUUAUCCCGUCGGUGAUGGGCAUGCUAGUAUGGAUGCUCUUUCAGUCAAUCGACAUGGCGUUGAGACGGCUUCAGCCGUGGGCAGACCUGUGCCAGCUGGACGGCGCGACCGCGUCAAGGUCCAUCCUGGCCGACUACGCCGCCUGUCUCCCCCUACAAGUAACAUGGAAGGCGGCCCGCAACGGCCACUGGCGGGUUGCGCUGCUGUCCCUCAUGGCGCAAGCUUUUGUCGCCAUCCCCGUGCUGGGCGGCGGGCUCUUCAUGGCGCUGUCACGGGAGGAUGGACAAGUUAGGAUGUAUCCCAGCAUGCCAGUCUUUGGCGUGCUGGUCGCAUUCCUCCUCUUAUACGUGGGGUGCUUGUCUCUAGCCGUACCCCGCCGCGCCCAAUUUGAGCUGCCCCGCCCGGUGACGUCGAUUGCUGCCAUCAUGAGCUUGUGCUCCGCCCGUGAGCUCACCCAGGACAGUGCCUUUCGCUCCGUGCGGUCGCGCCAGGAUCUCGAAGGACGUCUUGGUGUCGGUCGCGAUCCGCGCGAGGAGACGGUGUGGUUUUACGGCGUGGUUGCAGGCCGCGACGAGCAUCGUGUGAGUGUUCGGCGCAUGCAGCGCUACACAGAGAAGCGGAGGGUGCGAACUGUUGAAGCCAUGGUGUGA
Molecule: messenger RNA, 2553 nt
Organism: Beauveria bassiana ARSEF 2860
Lineage: Eukaryota; Fungi; Ascomycota; Sordariomycetes; Hypocreales; Cordycipitaceae
Product: phosphoribosylaminoimidazole-succinocarboxamide synthase
Exons: 2
Coding region: 1-2553 (850 amino acids)
Source: RefSeq, a predicted model, not a curated record